CAUGCGCGCCCGGAAGUGAAUGCCGGCUGGGUUCUACCGCGAUGGUGUCGCCGCUCUUGUAGUCCGGAGCCCACAAUGUGCCACAGGACAUAAAGUUGCCGGGGAGGGCUUCCCUGCUGGCUGCUUGACCAGUUGCAGCAGCGAAGAUGGAGGCGGAGGUCCCGUUGCGACUGCCUGAGGGCCCAGGCGGCCAGGCGUCAUCCCCUUUUGCGGGGGUCUCCAACCCCCGCCGCCUCUCGGCAAGCGAGUUCUCCUGCCACUGCUGCUACGACGUCCUGGUGGAGCCCACCACCUUGAACUGCGGGCACAGCUUCUGCCGGCAUUGCCUGGCCUUGUGGUGGGCUGCCUCCAAGAAGAACGAAUGCCCCGAGUGCCGGGAGAAGUGGGAGGGCUUCCCUAGAGUCAACAUCCUCCUCAGGGAUGCCAUUGAGAAGCUCUUUCCAGAAGCUAUCGAGCAGCGGAAAGGGGACAUUCGGCAAAACCCGGAGGCUGCUGACAGUCUCCUUGCCUUCCAUAAAUAUGGGACGGAGCAGGCACCGGCAGCACCCAACACUGCGAGAAUCAAUCCACGCGGAGGAGGAUUUUUCUCUGGCGUCUUAACGGCAUUGACGUGUGUGGCGGUGGUCUUGCUGGGCUACCACUGGAGCAGCCGGGAUUCGGAAGAUGACCUCCUGGUCCAUAAACCCGUGGCCAAGUGGACGGCUGAGGAGGUGACCCAUUGGCUGGGACAGCUCGGACCCUGGACCUCCCUCUACAUGGAGAGGUUUUUGCUGGAAAGGGUCAACGGAAGACUCCUCCUAACGCUCACGGAUGAAGACCUGGCCAGGGCCCCGUACCACGUGGAGAACGGCAGCCACAGAAAGGCCAUCAUGGUGGAGCUGGAGCGCGUGAAGGCGCUGGGGGUCAAGCCACCACAGAACCUUUGGGAGUACAAGGCUGUCCAUCCGGGGAAGUCCCUGUUCCUGCUCUACGCUCUGAAGAGCUCCCCGCGCCUCACCAUGCUGUACCUCUACCUGUUCGACUACACGGAUGUCUUCCUGCCCUUCAUCCACACCAUCUGCCCUGCCGAGGAGGAGGAGUUUGAGGACAUCCUUGCCAAGUUGCUGGUCUCUCCACAGGACCUGAAGGAGCCGGCCUGGAAGCAGUGGCGGGAGUUCGUGGCCAAGUUCCUCUUCCUGCCCUACCAGCUGGUGGCCGAGUUUGCCUGGGACUGGCUGGAGGUGCACUACUGGACGUCCCGCUUCAUCAUCGUCAACGCCAUGCUGCUCUCCGUCCUGGAGCUCUUCUCCUUCUGGAGGCUCUGGUCCAGGAGGGAGCUCAGGACGCUUCCUCAGCGGAUGUGGGGCCACUUCUGGCGGGUGUCCACCCAGGGCUGCCUGAUGGCUCUCUUCUGGCCGGUCAUCCCGCAGUUCGUCUGCAACUGCCUCUUCUACUGGGCCCUGUACUUCAACCCCGUCAUCAACAUCGACCUCGUGGUGAAGGAGAUCCGGCGCUUGGAGACCCAGGUCCUCUGAGAGGCCCUUGCUGUGUGAUCUGGGGCCAACCAGGGGAAAAACAAGGCCACUUCUAUUGUAUUUUCUUUCUGCAGAGAUAAAACUUGUGCUGAUUUGGGGGGG
This is a messenger RNA of Anolis sagrei ordinatus, 1616 nucleotides long. The record is from RefSeq and is a predicted model, not a curated record. NCBI's taxonomy places the organism in Eukaryota, Metazoa, Chordata, Lepidosauria, Squamata, Anolidae.